GGCACCAGGCCCACCUCUUCUUGCUUCCUUCGUGGGGUGGUUGGUCGUCUCCCUCCUCACGCCGACGCCAAACCAAAAAAGCGCCUACCACCAGCGACUUCAACCUCCUCCUCCUCAAUCGCCCGCCCGCCUUGUGUUCGCCGCCUCCACCUCACCCCCAAGCCUCCUCCCUCCCACGCCACCCCCAAACCCUAGCAACCCGAUCGGACCCAACCCGAUCCGCCCACCAAAAAAAAAUCAUGCGAGAUUCCCCGGCAUCCUAGCCCAACCCUAGCAGCAGAUCCAUCACCACCAACCCCCUAGAGAUGAGCAGCCUAUCACCUCUCGACUCCUCGCCGGCGGCCGAGGUGCCCCUCGCCCCCGGCUUCCGCUUCCACCCCACCGACGAGGAGCUCGUCUCCUACUACCUCCGCCGCCGCGUCCUCGGCCGCCGCCUCCGCGUCGACGCCAUCGCCGAGGUCGAUCUCUACCGCCUCGAGCCCUGGGACCUCCCCUCCCUCUCCCGCAUCCGCAGCCGCGACGCCCAGUGGUACUUCUUCGCCCACCUCGACCGCAAGAUCGCCGGGGCCGGCGCCGGCGGCCGGGGAGGCCCCGGCAACAGGACCAACCGCGCCACGCCGCGGGGCUACUGGAAGACCACCGGCAAGGACCGUGAGGUCUACCACCGCGGCAAGGCCGUCGGGAUGAAGAAGACGCUCGUCUUCCACGCCGGCAGGGCGCCCAAGGGGGAGAGGAGCAACUGGGUCAUGCACGAGUACCGACUCCUCGAUGCGGACGGGCCCCAGGAUCUGCACGUGGUGUGUAGAAUCUUCCAGAAGCAUGGUUCUGGACCACAGAAUGGAGCGCAGUAUGGUGCACCAUACAUGGAAGAGGAAUGGGAAGAAGAAGAAGAUGCCAUCGAGAAUGCACCUGUUAGUGGCGCAUCUGCUGGAAUGGCUGCAAUCACAUGUGCUGUAGAUGAGGAGUCGAAUGAGGAGGAUGAGAAUGGAUACUGUAAAAUCAAUGAGCUUGCUCAAGCCCAUGAAGACUCACCAGAGAUGGCUCCUCUACAAGCUCAAGGUUCCAAAGACACCAGUGACGGAAGCUGUGCUGAUGGUGUUAUUUCUCUGGAGGAGAUUUUACAGGAACCUUUAUCAAAUAUUAAUGCAGAGAAUAUAGGUAGCUCUGAAGGGCAGAAUGCCACUGAUGAUAACUUCAGUGUUGAUGACUUAUUAUCCACAUGCCCCACAAAAGAUGAUGGCUAUGUAGGUCAGGAUGGCACUCUGAAUGGUAGUUACCCGGAGGAUGGCAAUCACACAAAUUGGCCUUUGAGAGCAUAUAGUAAUCAGAACUAUGCCAAUGGUACUCUUAGUGCUGAGGAGUUCUUUGACACACAGAAUGAUACCAAUGGGAAUGCAUAUUCAGAGUACCCGCAGGCUGAUGGCUUUCCAGUACCUCACCAACAAGUGGAUGGCAGCAUGGUAUUUUACGAUGCUCCGUCUGAUUACAACUUGGUGGAUGGAAACGAUGACUUUGUAUAUUUGAACGACCUCCUCAAUGAGCCGCUUGGAAAUGAAUCACUCUUUGACGGAGAUGAUAUGAUGGCUUACUUUGAUGCCACGGAGAAUGAUUUCAAGUAUGAUAUUUCGGGUUCUGCCAAGAGUUCAAACUAUCAAUUUGCAGAGAUGUCAACGAACUUUGCCCAAAAGGGUGAUAACAAGGUCGGAUUUACAUUCGAUGGGAUCGCCAAGGCUUCGGAAGCAAAUGUUCAAUACAGUGCGUCUUCAUCUGGUUCCCAUGAGGAUCUGUAUCCAGAUUCUGCAGUACCAGAUGACGACACUGGUGAUAAAACUUUUGGAAAGCGCUUUGCCGGCAUGUUGGGCUCUAUCCCAGCUCCACCUGCAAUGGCCUCAGAAUUCCCUCCGGCGACCGGAAAAUCUGUUGGCGUGCUCUCGGCUGUCAGCCCGAGCUCGAUUCGUGUUACGGCUGGCAUCAUCCAACUUGAUGGCCUCAGUUUUACUGGCGCCUCCGAGCGGUGGCCCCUGCAGAAGAAUGGAGACUUCAGUUUGCUUCUGUCCUUCACAGUGGAGAGCGACAUGUCAACCAAAGCUGCUUGUUUCGAGCAGGCUUCACGGAUGAGCACCAUCCCAAUGGUGCUGCGCAGCGGCAUGUAUCUUUUCUUUGUCUCGGCCAUGAUACUUGUGUUGAGCUACAAAAUAGGGUCGUGUAUCUACAGCAGGUAAGUUAAUGCUGCCCCGGCGUCCGGCCGAGGGCUGUUUAUUUGAUUAUUAUCCAUCCUCCCUCAACUAGCAGGGAGGCGCAUUUAGCUUGCAAACCAUCCUGACCUGUUAAACAUGUACUGGCAAUAAACUUGCGAUGGGAGCGAUGUACGUCAUGGAUUGUGCCGCCUCAUCCGGGACACAGCAGAGUAUCUGUUUUCGUUUGCUUUUCCCUUCUUUUUUAAUUUGUUAUAUAUGGUGGGAGCUAGGGGCCCUUAUUAUCAUUGUAACCAUGCGGAUUUAACUGGUGUAUUAUUUGCUUGGUUGGUAGACGGCCAUUGACCGUGUGUCCUUAUGAUUGUGAGUGGGGUGAUUCUGUGGGCUGUCAAAGAGCUAGGUCCGACGACCUAAAUUUA
Setaria italica (foxtail millet) is the source of this 2614-nucleotide messenger RNA. RefSeq names its product NAC domain-containing protein 53. The transcript is spliced from 5 exons. Gene Ontology annotation, biological process: regulation of DNA-templated transcription. Gene Ontology annotation, molecular function: DNA binding. The record is from RefSeq and is a predicted model, not a curated record. Lineage: Eukaryota; Viridiplantae; Streptophyta; Magnoliopsida; Poales; Poaceae. The coding region runs from base 306 to 2222 and encodes 638 amino acids.